Aureobasidium subglaciale EXF-2481 is the source of this 840-nucleotide messenger RNA. RefSeq lists its product as uncharacterized. Lineage: Eukaryota; Fungi; Ascomycota; Dothideomycetes; Dothideales; Saccotheciaceae. The record is from RefSeq and is a predicted model, not a curated record. The transcript has a single exon. The coding region runs from base 1 to 840 and encodes 279 amino acids.
AUGCACUUUACCAGAACCCUUCAAUGCACCCUCUCACUUGCGAGCUUGGUCGCGUCUUCUCCGUUCACAUCCGAGAGACGUGAUGUCGCAUCAACAACCUGGCAGACACCUGCUACUUCCACAGCAUCCUCAGGGACACCAUGCCCUACCACACCAGAAGCGGGGACAUACUGUGGCUUCAUCAACCCAGAGGAUCCCUGUGCUCCCCAACCUGGCGGUCAAGGUCCCACAAUGGUACCUGACACCGUGGAAGCGUUUGUCAACUAUAUCCCGUUCCAAAGCAUGUCUUUAAAUAACGUCUACGCACCUGGCUACACCACAAUCUUCAAGAACUUGACAAAAGCCGCAUGGAAUAUCGACAACUACAUCGGCCUCUACUAUCUCGACACCUACAAUCCUUCAGCUUGUGCAGACAAGUGCAAUGCCGUCUCUGGAUGUAAUUCCUUCAACGUCUAUGUAGAGCGCGACCCCAGUCAGAAUCCGACAAAGAAUGACUCGACAGCACCUACGGUCUGGGGCUACUGGUGCCCAAAUCCUCCCUCAAUGACCAAUUACAAAUGCGCGCUAUGGGGAAAUGGCAUCUACAACUCCUCAGCCACAAACUCUGGGCAGUACAGGGGAGGAGACUUCCAGGUUAUGAUUGCUGGUAGCAACGCUUUUGUCAAAACCGGCUACUUCGAUACGGCGACUUAUCAGAAUGGCACUGCUUCGGUCCCUACCUCGGGUAUGCCCCAACCAAGCAGUAGCAUCGUGCCAUUCACAGGUGCUGCCAACACGAUCACAAAGUCGAGCGUAUGGAGCGUGUGCGCGUUUAUUUUGGCGGUACUGAUGGCUUUGUAG